Molecule: messenger RNA, 3952 nt
Organism: Sitodiplosis mosellana (orange wheat blossom midge)
Lineage: Eukaryota; Metazoa; Arthropoda; Insecta; Diptera; Cecidomyiidae
Exons: 5
Coding region: 413-1285 (290 amino acids)
Source: RefSeq, a predicted model, not a curated record
GCGAUUUGUGUAUAGUCAUCUCAGUGUGCUCACGCCACACUCCAUUUGUAAACAUUCGCGGGAGAAAAAAAGCUCUUGAAUUUGAUUUUCAUUGUCGAUCGUAUGUUUUCUUUCACAUAUUUUGUUGUGUAUCAUUUCAAUUGCAAUUGUAAAUUGCAUUCGUGACAUAAAAACCGAAGCGAAUUGUUGCGACUGAAAUCAGUGUACCGUUGACUGGAAGCCAGAUUGGAUUCGGUUGGAGUUCCCGGAGUCACACAGUUGUGACAGUUUAUUGCUUUCAAUUUUAUAAACACAAUUCGCUAGCGAAACUUAGAAGUAGAAGGAGAAGUGGAGAAAACAGCACCACAAAUAAACAAACAAAUUACUUGAAAAAUAGUUUAAAACACAAUCGGUGAGCAUAGCGAAGAAAAAAAUGACUAAAUUACUACUGACGCUGAUGUUCUUGUUGUUUGGUGUCACAUUUUUAAAUGCUAAUGUCAAUGGUCAAGGAUGCGAUGAUCACAAGUGUAACGAGCAAAUACCGAAUCAUUAUUAUGAACUCGGUUGUCGUCCAAUUUACAAUGAGACCAAUUGUUGCCCAAUUAGAUUUGAGUGCCCGAAACUAGAAAACGACGGAAAAUGCCAUGUAAAUGGGAACUCGUACAAUCUCAACGAGAAAUUGUCGGAUUCUGAGGAGCCACUAUGCAGCGCUGCCUGCUAUUGUGCCAAGACAAUGGAUGGCAUGAAAUUUCGAUGUGCAAGCAUCGAGUGUCCAGAGGUAUUCAAUGGUCCAAAGCUGGAGUGCAUCUACCAGAGUCAAUUUGAUCGAUGUUGCGGCAAAUACGAGUGCAAUCGAGAUAAAAUUGUUGAAUUAUCACGUACACGAUGUUAUUUAGAGAACAAGGAAUAUGUUAAAGGGCAAAAAAUGUUUUCCGACCGAAUCGGCUGUCAUACAUGCAUAUGUGAUGAGCAUUGGAGCAACACAACCAUUGUUAACAAUCCAAACUGUCAAAAGGUGAAAUGUAACAUUGAAAUCUAUUAUGCGGACCGUUUAAUGGCCGGUUGCAUACCAAUCUACUAUGGAAAGUCCAAUUGCUGUCCAAUUGACUGGAAGUGUCCCGACCCAAAAGAUGAGAUAAUCUCAAGUAGUACGCAUCAAGUGACACUCAACGAUACACAAAUGAUGUGCAAUUUUGGCACUUUAGCGUUAAGAAUCGGCGACAAAAUCAAAUCGGAAAAGUAUUGUGUCGAAUGCAGUUGCCGUAUUCCACCGAUGAUGCAUUGCGUACAGAAUGGUCACUGCUAAACCGAAAGAGCUAAAAUUAUCACAAUUUUAUUUAAUAUUAUGUAUUCUAGAUGUGAGAAUGUUGUGCGUGUAAAUGAAUUUUCAUAAUUUCGAAUAAGAAAUAACGAAAUGCCACAGAUUGGUUUUUCUGUGCUCUUGGAUUUUAUUGAAGAAACAAAAGAAAAACCAUACGAAAAUAUAAAUACUUACAAAACCAACGAAAAUUUAUGAGUUUAUGAAUUUCAUUGCAUGCACUAGACGUCAUCGUUGGGCCAAUUAAAAUAAAGCAAAAUAAAAAUAUUGGCUUAUGAAUAUCCAUGGUUGCAUUGAGAGCAUUGAAAGUAGGUAACGUAAUUUCCAUCAAAUACCAUACACAAUAUUGAGCAACGAAGAAGAAAGACUAGACUGAAGGAGGGAGAGUGAGAAAGGCUGUAGAUUCAAAGUAUACUAAAGAACAGACGAAAAUGGUGGAAUGUCUGCAUAUAUAUUGUUGAUGGCUUUUAUUACAUGCGUUGUUUACUCUGCAUGUCGCUUGGGACGGGAUAGAAAUGGAGCCAUACCGACUCGAUAACAGAUUAACAUAACCGUUCGAAUAACACGACGCAAAUUCUUUCCAAUCAUUUGGCCAUGAUUUGUACUUUGAUUAGAGCACAGCUGAUCGACCCCGAUACAGGCGGAAUGUUUUGUCACCACAAAACACACUGAUCUGUCUGCUACGGUUCCUGCUUGGAUACACCCAUACACAUAUACACAUACACGUGGCACACGCAGUGCACCCAGCAACCAUCGGCAGAGAUGAAACGUCGCACAUUUUACAAACAUCUCUUGAAUACAUAAUAGUUUGGCUCAUCUCAUGUUGUCUUCAUAAAUACAAAUGCGUUUUGUGCUAGUGGAAAACUCGCGAUAUCUGUUGUUUUUUCCCUUCAUUUUCCAUUUCAUGUACAAUUUGCGAUACAUAACACACAUGCUAGGCAUGAGGGAAAGACGAGCACGUGUCACUUAACAUGGAGACGCUUUGAUCAUUGCAGAGAUUGGAGCGCGUGUUCGUGGAUGGAUAACAACGGAUUGUCGUGUCACAUGGCUGUGCAGUUCUGGUGAUAUUUAAUCGAAUAUACAUAUAUAUGGUUGGAAUACAUUAAAGAUCGAAGAACUUUGGAAGGAAGCAGAGUAAACGACACACCCCAACGAAAGCCUUUUGAUAUGUCCUCAUGAAAUCGAUGUGCUCGGUUUAUGUGUUGGUCCAGACGAAAAUUCCCUUGAGUUGAUAUGUAUCCAAUUUCAAAGUGAAUUAAAUAUUGAUUCUUCUAGGAAGCAAUCGAAGGGCAGAACAUGCUUUGGCAUAGCAAUGCCCAGGAAAUUCAAUGUCAUGCAGUUACUGUACAAUUGGCAUACCCAAUAUAUACGGUCUCCAUGUCAACGGGUCACAGGCUUGACUCAGGGAGGGUUAGUUCUAUUGCGUUCCAUUGACCAACACACAAUUGGCUAUGUUAUGUAUGCUAACCGAUCCAAAUACAUUAGCUGGGCUAGUGUGCUCUCUGAACACAUUUUCCUCCUCUCUCGAAAUUUUGUGUAUACAUAACGUGUGAACCAAUUCGAAUAUUUGGCUGAAUAGUGUUAUGAUGUCGCGUAUGUGAACUCAUGCAUAUUUUGGAUGGAAAGAAUGGAAUUGAUGCUAGUGCCAGAAUGAUUUGCGUCGCCUUUUAUAUUUCAUUCCAUGCAAAAAUGAGUGAGAGAGAUGAAAAAAACAAACACAACGACUACACAUUCAAACACUGGCACAGCAGCAGUUCUGCAAUAAAUGUAACGAACGAAAAUUCGCGACGACAUUGCGCCCCACACUGAAAGCAUACACAUCAUGCACACAUAGCAUACACAUUCCGAGCAUGACAUGGAAAUGGUGUGAACAGCAGCAUGCUUGUCUGUGUAUUUCCCAGAUAGAGAGAGCGAGCGAGAGCAUAUAUGAAAAAUCAACCGAGAAACGAACACAAAUAAAUGCGGAAGACCUAAAUUCGCGAAAAGUGGAAGAAACAAAAAAGAAUCAGCCAUACUCAUACGGACUCAGGCUGAGAGUGAAUGCCAUGUCGUUUCGAGUGCAAAGCACGAGAGUCUGCCUUAUAGCACACAACGAGCGUGUAUAUAUAGAGCGUGUUCGAUUCCGUUGAACUGGUUUCGAGUGUAGUAUUAUUGUGUGUGCUUUUGGAUUUGAUGUUUCCAUCGGGCGGUCGAUGCCCAAAAUCGAGUGCACGAAUAACAUUCAGUUCGAAUUGAACCACCCAAUCGUACAGUCACUCAUAUACUACUGUUCUUGUUCUUGUUCACACACUUUCUCUCUCUCACGUAUUCUUUCACAACUCAAGUUAAGUCCUCGAACAUCGUGUGAAAUUCCGCACUGCAAAGCCAACCAAAUUUGUUUAUCUCAAGCUCGGUGGUUUACCUUUUCCACUAAAUAGAGACUGUAAAGAGAGGGGAAAAAACAAAUCAAACGACCGUUUCUUUUCUUUUUCUCUCUCCGUGUGUGUGUUCACUUCCAAUCAAUCUCAAUUUUUUUGUUGUUUAUCAUCACUAAAUUUGUACACACUUCUUUACCUUGUUCGGUCGAACGGAAUGUAAAUAAACUUUGAAAACGAAAACAAUUUUGAAACUCGUAAAAAGAGGAAGAAAAAUAAAACAGGCACACACGAAAAAAAA